Protomyces lactucae-debilis is the source of this 2681-nucleotide messenger RNA. RefSeq names its product WD40-repeat-containing domain protein. Gene Ontology annotation, cellular component: mitotic spindle. Gene Ontology annotation, biological process: regulation of mitotic cell cycle; mitotic spindle organization. The transcript has a single exon. Lineage: Eukaryota; Fungi; Ascomycota; Taphrinomycetes; Taphrinales; Protomycetaceae. Gene Ontology annotation, molecular function: protein binding. The record is from RefSeq and is a predicted model, not a curated record. The coding region runs from base 89 to 2593 and encodes 834 amino acids.
UACACCACUCAGUCUUCUAACUGAUAAGCUCUGAUAUCGAGUGAUCGCAUGCUGCACGGUAUGGUCUGACGAAUCGCCCUGAUUGUAAAUGUCUCGAUAUACUCUAGAACCGCGCAGCAUUGCUGGGCGCACAUCGUCGCCCGCUCUUUCUCAAACAAAUCUCCUUGCGCAUGCCGCUGGUACAGUCAUUGUCAUUCGAGAUUUAUCUGCUUCGACGUCUGUUAAUUGCUUGUCUCAACGCUUGCUACACGUUCCUAAGCAUCAGUCGCAGAUCGCUGAAUCAUCCUCGAGUCAUGCACGAGGCAGCGUUUCCCCUGAGCGAAGCAAUUCAAUGACGCUCAAUUUUGAGGAGUUCGCUGAACCAGCCAAGGGCCGCGAACGUACAAAGUCACUGGUGAGCUUGGAUAUAAGUCCUGAUGGCCGGUACGUGAUCGCAGGGGAAGCAGGACAGGCACCGCGCAUCUUGCUGUGGGACUUGUCUUCUUCGAGUCAAGAGCCGAUUCAAAUCAUCUGCGUUCAUACUCACGGCGUGCAGCUGCUCAAGUUUGCACCUGACUCGAGGCGAUUCGUGUCGAUCGGCUACAUGCACGACGGUAAUAUACACGUCUUUGCGACGAACAACGCAGGCUCAGCCUUCCAAAAGGUGGCCACCAACAGAAUCACCAGUCGUCUGAAUUCGGUUUCAUGGAUAGGAGAUCGCAUCAUCACGCUUGGCACUCGGCAUAUCAAGGUUUGGCACUGUGAAGCUGGCAAAGGGCGACGGAAGAGUCUCGAAUCGCUCGACAGGCCUACACCACAACUUGAAGGCCGCAAUGCCAUUCUUGGUCAAUUUGUGCAGGAGACCUUCAUUGAUCUAGUGCAAUUGCACGAUGUAACAUGUGCGAUUGCCUGUGGAGAGACAAGCGUAUGCUUAUUGGACUUGGAUGAGCGUCAAGUGCGCCCAUUGCUCGAAGGACGGAGCAAAAUCAAGUGUCUAUACAGUGAUUCAGGAACAUUGCUCGGAGCUGGCGAUUUUGGUGCCCUAGAGGUUCUUCAAAGAGGUGGCUCUCUUGCCAAUCAGCUGUUGCAAUUUCAGUCGAGUGCAGUGGUUGAGAGCAUACUGGGGACCGAUCACUGUACCAUUGUGGCCACAAAAGAUGGUAAAUUGCGAGUCUACUUCCGCCAAGAGGAUCCAAUCAUUCUAGCCGGCAGUACUCCCGUGAUUCACUAUGCCGAGCGAGAUGAUGAAAGCAUCACAGUCGACAAGAAGGCUGUCGUGACGCACAUAAGAGAAACUGGUAUUCUGCAAACCCAGCUCGGCUGUGCCUCGUCAGUCACUUCUGCGUCCGCUUGGGAUCGGCUAGUUGUGCUUGGGCAUGCAACUGGAAGUGUAUCGCUCUGCAAUCUUGAAACAGAACUUUCAGUCAAGCUGAGAGCCCAUCAAGAUGAGGUUGCAAAUGUGUGCAUGCUCCGCACCGAAUGUGACAUCGUCUUGCUUGCCUCUGCCUCUAAAGAUCAGACUGUGCAGCUCUUCCAGGCCUCGUCACCGGAUGGGCAGGUCCCACCCACUCUAAAUCUUUUGCAGACUUGUGACGACCACACAGCAGCCGUCACUCAGCUUCUCUUGUUGCCGGACAUGCUUGUCUCUGGUGCAUCAGACAGAACAAUCAUCUUACGUCACUUUGCACUGAAUGACGGCGAAAUUGUGUGGAAGUCACGCCGGACUGUCAGUCUCAAGAGUGCGCCGACUUGCUGGGCUAUUCAGGAACCUGGAAUACUACUGGUUGCGACAACAGAUAAGAGCAUGCUACGCGUGGAUCCCGUUACCGCAGUCAGCAAAGAGCUAUACAAAACUGACGAGGCGAUCGCACGAAUGGCAAUUUCAGGGGAUAACCUAUGCUGCAGCCAUCUGAGCGACCGCUCACUAGCAAUUCGCUCAUUGGAGACUGGCUGUUGCAUCUCGAAUCGCGGAUUUGUACACACAGAGCGCCUCACGAGUCUGAUGUGGUCGAAGCGGGACCCAACUAUUUGUGUAAGCACCAGCACAGAUGGUCUCACUGUUCAUUGGCGAUUCCAAGAGCGCAUUGGCGCAGAAGAUGACGAUGUACCGGUUCGCAAGCCCAUUGGCAAAGCAGAGCUGCUCAAGCUAUCUUCUCCUCGCCAGCAGGCCUUGACACGACCAGCGAGACGGAAGGCAGAAACGCCGCGGCAGUCCAAGUCACCAUCGAGACCGCUGUCGCCGUCCAAACUCGGAGAAGGCCGUCAUUCGCCUUCACCAUCAUCAGUUCCAAUUUCUGCAGCCAACAAACGAUUGCGCUCGCCAGCAAGGCCAUCGUCUCGCAGCACAUUCACGACGAGCGCUUCUAGUGAUUCUCUAACAGCUACUGACACUACGCAAGAGCGCUUGCUAGAACGGACACUCAGUGCGCUUGAAUCUUUGUCGGCAAGUCAUGUGCGUAUUCCAUUGGAUGAUGCAGCGCUUGCACAGCUGCGAAGGGCGUCAAGCUGGUUUUCAGGUCAGGAGAAGCAGGUGCUGGCUAUGGAUGUUAAUGAGUUGAUGAAUGUGAUGAAGCAGAGAUUGGCAGACAAGAAUGAAGCAGCGUCUGAAGUAUGACACAUCUCUUGAUAAAGACAUGGACUAUGAGUUUAGGAGGCUGUAUCUAUAGCAAUGUUGUGACAUUGUUGUCCCCAGGUAAUUGCCC